CAACGGAUAUAGUGUGUCAUAAAAAAAUACUGUACAUUACAGCGGGGUGUGAAAGUGAGCGCUAGUAGGAUGGAUCAAUAAAAGAAGCGACCCAUACGGACGCCAUAUUGACCAAAACAAAAUGGCAGAACAAGAGAAUAGUUGACAAAGUCUGCAGGCUUUCGUUGACAGAUGUCUUCUCGUGACACGAUAAAUCCGCAACAACGACUUUUAGAUCUGCUCCGGUGCUCGCGGGUCGCCCCCUCAUGGACGCUGCCAUGUUGACGUCACAUGACCAGCUCUGACAAACGAUCCACUUUGCACAGGGCCACUCUUUUGAAUCACUAUGAUCAAGUUCCUACUUAUGGUCAACAAACAGGGGCAGACCCGCCUGUCCAAGUAUUAUGAACAAGUGGAGCUUGGGAAGAGAGCGGCUCUGGAAGCUGAUGUGGUCAGGGGAUGCCUCGCGCGGAGGAAGGAAGAGUGCUCAUUUGUGGAGUACAAGGACUACAAACUAGUCUAUCGACAGUACGCUGCACUUUUCAUAGUUGUGGGCAUCACUGAAAAUGAGAAUGAACUCUCAAUCUAUGAGCUUGUGCACAACUUUGUAGAGGUGUUAGACAAGUAUUUCAGUCGUGUGAGUGAGCUGGAUAUCAUGUUCAAUUUAGAUAAAGUACACAUUAUACUUGAUGAAAUGAUCCUGAAUGGACACAUUGUGGAGACAAAUAAGAACCGGAUACUGGCACCACUACUGGCCCUGGACAAGAUGGCUGAAAGCUGAUCCACUGCUAAUGAGAUCUCAUUAAUGUUCUGUUCCAAAUGAUAAAUAAAUGUUUUUUACUAGUCUAAACUUAGGAUUCAUCUUCCAUUCUUCUACAAAAUUGUUUGACAUAAUUUUGAUGUGACCUGUAAUAAUCCCAAUGCAUUGUCAAAGUUCCUCCUAAAUACAGAACUACAAGAAAAUCCCCAGAACUAAAUACAACGAAAUGUAAAUCACAUUCAGGAAGGAAAGAGCAAACAAGACAGUGUUGGUACUUUGCAAACAUUUUAAUGAUUAUUUUUGGAGCAUACACAUUUGAAAAUAUUUGUUUACUUCAAACUGCAACUUGAGUUAAAUAAUGUUUAUAAUAUACAAAGAAAAUACAAGGGAAAGCACAGCUUGCUUUUUGCUUUGUCUUUUUUUCUUUUUUUAAAUGUGCCUUGCACACAGAACCAGUGUUUCUGUAUCUAUAGCUUUAUUGUAAAAUUGCACAAAUGCACUCAGGGACUUUGAUCCUUUAGCAGGGCAAUGAACAGUUGAAAACAUACUCGCACAGUAACGGAAGCAAAAAAGGAAAAAAGAAAAGCAUGUGCAUGAUUGUAUGCAGACAGAUGAAGUAAAACAAAGGAAA
Cyprinus carpio (common carp) is the source of this 1370-nucleotide messenger RNA. Its product is annotated as adaptor related protein complex 4 subunit sigma 1. Gene Ontology annotation, cellular component: intracellular membrane-bounded organelle. The coding region runs from base 326 to 760 and encodes 144 amino acids. Gene Ontology annotation, biological process: vesicle-mediated transport; protein transport. The transcript has 7 exons. The record is from RefSeq and is a predicted model, not a curated record. NCBI's taxonomy places the organism in Eukaryota, Metazoa, Chordata, Actinopteri, Cypriniformes, Cyprinidae.